Sebastes umbrosus (honeycomb rockfish) is the source of this 324-nucleotide messenger RNA. Its product is annotated as keratin-associated protein 4-12-like. The record is from RefSeq and is a predicted model, not a curated record. Gene Ontology annotation, cellular component: keratin filament. The annotation marks the transcript as partial. The transcript has a single exon. Lineage: Eukaryota; Metazoa; Chordata; Actinopteri; Perciformes; Sebastidae.
UCCUCACUGCUCUGGGACUUCUCCAGCACCAGCUGGUCUACCUGCUGCUGGUCUACCUGCUGCUGGUCUACCUGCUGCCGGUCUACCUGCUGCCGGUCUACCUGCUGCCGGUCUACCUGCUGCCGGUCUACCUGCUGCUGGUCAUCUACCUGCUGCUGGUCUACCUGCUGCUGGUCUACCUGCUGCCGGUCUACCUGCUGCCGGUCUACCUGCUGCCGGUUUACCUGCUGCUGGUCGUCUACCUGCUGCUGGUCUACCUGCUGCUGGUCUACCUGCUGCCGGUCUACCUGCUGCUGGUCUACCUGCUGCUGGUCUACCUGCUUC